This is a messenger RNA of Cyphellophora europaea CBS 101466, 501 nucleotides long. RefSeq lists its product as uncharacterized. Gene Ontology annotation, molecular function: A2-type glycerophospholipase activity. NCBI's taxonomy places the organism in Eukaryota, Fungi, Ascomycota, Eurotiomycetes, Chaetothyriales, Cyphellophoraceae. The record is from RefSeq and is a predicted model, not a curated record. The coding region runs from base 1 to 501 and encodes 166 amino acids. Gene Ontology annotation, biological process: phospholipid metabolic process; arachidonate secretion. The transcript has a single exon.
AUGCACAUCUCCCCCCUAACCCACCCCCUCGUCCUCCUCCUCCUCUCCCCCCUCCCCCACCUCACCACCGCCCUCCCCUCCUUCAACGCCCCCCGCCAAACCCCCGCCCUCGAAGAAGAGACCGACCGCCUCAUCUUCACCACCAGCAUGUCCGAAUUCCAAUCCGCCCGCUCCGCCCAAUCCCCCCCGGAACUCGACUGGACUUCCAACGGCUGCACCGCCUCGCCCGACAAUCCUCUGGGCUUUGAUUUCCUGGCUUCGUGCCAGCGCCACGACUUCGGCUACCGCAACUACAAGGCCCAGGACCGCUUCACGGAGCCGGCGCGUGAGACCAUCGACGACAAUUUCCGCGACGACAUGUACGCGCAGUGCGCGAGCGAGGGCGGGCUGGAGGGCGUGUGUCGCGGCGUGGCGGACCUGUAUUAUGAGGCGGUCAGGGCGUUUGGGAGUAAGAAGAGGGGGGUGGAGAUAGAGGUGGCGGGGUGGGAGAUUAGGGAGUGA